CGGACUCACUGAUAAACCUUGCCUCUGCUUUUGGUCUCUACGCGUAGCUUUUCAUUCAUACUAAACCCUACUUUUUCACCAUGUCGGCGAUCGAUAACGCUGGAUUCUGUAUCUUCCUGUGUCUGGUAGCUGGGUGCGCGCUGGCGGUGCAGGCGACGGUGAAUGGCGCCGGAGGCAUGAAGGUGCCGGGCCAGAUCGUGCCCUGGGUGACAUUCUUUGGCGGCAUGGUGGUUUGCUUUAUUAUCUGGAUCGGCGAAAGCAAGGGGGCCAAGAAUCUGGACUACAAGCAGCAGCUCGGCGACUCUCCGUGGUAUGCAUGGAUAGGCGGGUUGUGCGGCGCUUUCUACGUGUUUGUGAUCACCUACAUGAUCCCGAGGCGCGGUGUCGGCAUCUGCAUUGCCCUGUCGGUGGUUGCGCAGAUGGUCAUGGGCAUGCUGGUUGACCACUUCCACUUCAUGGGUAAUGCUGAGCGGGAAUACACGGUGUAUCGUGGAAUCUCGACUAUUGGGUUUGCCGCGGGCGUUGUAUUGAUUAUGUUCUACUAACUAUUACAAAGAAAAUGCAAAAGUACCAUGAAGACAGACAACGGCAGUAUCAGUAUCUCUACAGCCAGCAUCCUGAAUGUUGCACUCUCCACAGCUGCGCGCUGUGUUUGCUGGCUGAUUAUCUCCCACGGCUGUCAAGGGUGGAUGGCGUACAGAAGUAACAGGUGCGCAGAAACAA
Molecule: messenger RNA, 723 nt
Organism: Linderina pennispora
Lineage: Eukaryota; Fungi; Kickxellomycota; Kickxellomycetes; Kickxellales; Kickxellaceae
Exons: 1
Coding region: 81-545 (154 amino acids)
Cellular component (GO): plasma membrane
Source: RefSeq, a predicted model, not a curated record